This is a messenger RNA of Chaetomium strumarium, 2429 nucleotides long. RefSeq lists its product as uncharacterized. The transcript has 4 exons. NCBI's taxonomy places the organism in Eukaryota, Fungi, Ascomycota, Sordariomycetes, Sordariales, Chaetomiaceae. Gene Ontology annotation, molecular function: ATP binding; arginine-tRNA ligase activity. Gene Ontology annotation, biological process: arginyl-tRNA aminoacylation; mitochondrial translation. Gene Ontology annotation, cellular component: cytoplasm; mitochondrion. The coding region runs from base 91 to 2220 and encodes 709 amino acids. The record is from RefSeq and is a predicted model, not a curated record.
CAACAGUGAUUCCAGCGGCGGCUGCCGGUGAAGUUCUCAAAGGAAUUGCGUUGCUAAAAAGAAGAAAUUCCUGGCGGGGCAAGCCUCUCCAUGACGCUUAACCCGAUAGCUUACCCUCACUUGUUCUCUUCUUUUGGGUCAUCCCUUUUAUUAGCGACCAGGUCAUUCACCAGGACUCGACGUUCUCGCUUUCUCCCCCACCUCUGGAACCCCUCCUUUAACGUUUUCAUCCCACACGGCCGGGCCGUCUUGAAUCGCACGCAAAACGCACGCUUCUGCCAGACUCGCACAAUUGCGACCAUGAGUACACCGAGCCCGAUCGACCGGCUUGUGCAGAGGGUCGACGGCAUGAGCCUCGAAGCCAUCGCCGAGAAGUACACCAACUGCUACCCUGAGCUCAACCCGUUCGAUUUCUACCGCGCCCACCUCUCCAACGUCCUCGCCGAGAUCACAGGGGUGGACCACAAGAUCAUCUACCCGGCCCUGUCAUGGACGCAGAGCCUCGAAAAGGGUGACCUCAUCUUAGCCGCGCCUGCGCUCCGGAUCAAGGGGCAGAAGCCUGACGAGCUGGCCAAGCAAUGGGCUGAGAAGUUUCCCGAAAAUGACCCCCUGUUCGAGAAGCCGACGGCGAUCAACUACUUCCUGGCCUUCUACGUCAAGGGCGCCCCAAUUGUCCAGAGCGUCAUCCCGAUGAUCCAGCACUACGCGGCUGACUUCGGCAGCAACAAGUUCCACGGGAUGAGGGACCCCAAGGGCCCCAGCAAGGGCAAGAAGCGCAUCAUUGUCGAGUUCAGCUCGCCGAAUAUCGCGAAGCCAUUCCAUGCCGGUCACCUGCGCAGCACAAUCAUUGGUGGUUUCCUGGCGAAUCUCUACGAGCGUGCCGGGUGGGAGGUGAUCAGGAUAAACUAUCUCGGCGACUGGGGCAAGCAGUACGGUCUCCUGGCUCUGGCAUUCGAGAAAUACGGCGACGAGGAGGCGCUCAACAAGGACCCUAUCAACCACCUGUUCCAACUCUACGUGCGCAUCAACAGCGAGAUGACGGCCGAGAAGGAGCAGAUCGAGAAGCGGAAACAGGACGGCGAGGACGUGACCGAGUUGGAGGCGAACAGCCUGGACGAGCAGGCCCGCCGGUACUUCAAGAAAAUGACGGAUAGGGAUCCUGCGGCUUUGGCCCAGUGGAAGCGGUUCCGCGAUCUGAGCAUCACCCGCUACCAGCAAACGUACGCUCGUCUCAACAUCAGGUUCGACGAGUACAGCGGUGAAAGCCAAGUAUCCGAGGAGGCGAUGGAAAAGAUUGGCAAGGAGAUGGAGGAGAAGGGUAUCUGCAAGGAGGACAAGGGCGCCAUGAUUGUCGAUUUCUCGGAGCUUGUGCCGGGCAAGGAGGGCAAGCGCCUCGAGAAGCCCAUCGUCAGGAAACGGGACGGCACUGCCUUGUACCUGACUCGCGACAUCAGCGAGCUGCUUAGCCGGCACGAGAAGUACAAGUUCGACCAGAUGAUCUACGUCGUAGCAUCGGCCCAGGACCUCCAUCUGAGGCAACUGUUCAAGAUCAUCGAGCUGCUGGGGCACAAGGAGAUUGCCGCCAAGUGCCAGCACAUUAACUUCGGUCUGGUGCUGGGCAUGAGCACGCGCAAGGGCACCGUCAAGUUCCUCGACGACAUCCUGCGCGAUGUCGCCGACAAGAUGCACGAGACCAUGAGGAAGAACGAGGACAAGUACAACCAGGUCGCUAACCCAGAGGCGACGGCCGACACACUCGGCAUCAGCAGUGUCAUGGUACAGGACAUGACAGGCAAGAGGAUCAACAACUACACCUUCAACAUGGACGCGAUGACGUCGUUCGAGGGUGAUACCGGCCCGUACCUGCAAUACGCGCACGCGCGUGUGUCCUCGAUCCGCCGCCGCGCAGGGCUCAGCGACGAGGACCUGGCUAGUGCCGAUCUAUCUCUCCUCACGGAGACGCAUGCUAUCAACAUUGUCCGCCUGCUUGCCCAGUGGCCCGAUACUGUCCAAAACACGCUCAGGACGUUGGAGCCAACGACGGUGUUGACCUACUUGUUCAAGAUGACGCACGCCCUGAGCAGCAGCUAUGACCACCUCCAGGUUGUGGGCAGCGAGCGGGAGCUGAUGAAGGCACGUAUGGCGCUCUACGAUGCCGCGCAUACUGUGCUAGGGAAUGGCAUGCGUUUGUUGGGGUUGAGUCCUGUUGAACGCAUGUAAAAUCGGGAUGUUUGAGUGGGUAGCUGAUGGCUAGAUACUGGCGCAAACGCCUGCGCUUCUCCGACAAGAAUAGAUCAGGUCGACAGGGGGGUUGCUCCCGUAUUCCUCUCAGUUCCGAUUUGCGCUGCGAAAUCGUCCAGUGUUGAGCUUUCUCGGCCGCUUCAAUUGUCUAACGUUGCACAGUACGGACUACAUGGGGCACCGGCGGC